UCAAGUGGGUCAGGGUCUGUCUAGCUCCGAACCGGGGACCGCCACCAUCAUCAAUAGAAACCUCUUUUGCUCAAGAUCUCACGCGGAACAAACACAAGGACUUCAGACAACAGGGAUCCGAACGAAAUGGGGAUCCGGCGAAACAAGGGCCGGUGGACCCACGAGGAGCACGCGGUGUUUCUUCGAGGCGUGGAGUUGUUCAAGCGCAGCGACUUGGAGGCCGUUGCGUCCAUGCUGCCCACUCGCACCAUUCUGCAGGUCAGGACCCACGCCCAGAAGUACUUCGACAAGGUCGACAAGGGCGAGCCGUUCCCCACCGAGCCCUACCCCAGUCAGUAUGAUCGUGCGGCGGGAAGAGCUGGGGUCGCCGCAGGCGCCUACAUGUACAGCGCGCCGAAGCACGAGCCGCAGCAGAAGCAAGACCUACACCAUCUCCGCCGCCACCAGUUACGGGAGCAGCAGCACGCGGCGGGUUCUGCCGAAGCGUCGGGGCCACGACGGCUGCUCCUGGUGUCGCACAGCGAGGAGCAACAGCGAACGGCCGCGGCAGCAAAGCCUGCGGGACCCCCGAACGGCGGCGGCACGGGGGGAAAGUCCAUGGGGCUGCCUCUCGUCGCUGCUUGUACUCAGGCGUACGGCGACACGAGCGACACCAACAACGUAAUAGCCGGUGAUAACAGCGGCGGUGGCGUCCGCGUAAGCGGCGGCUCGUCGGGCCAGUCAUUGUUUCCGAACUGGAGUAACUCCGCUGGUGCAGCAGCUUGUGCUCCUGGUUGGUUAAACGGCAACAACUGUGACCCCGUCGGUGCGGCGCCGAUGCCGAUGCCGGUGGCGCCUGAUCUAAACCACGGCAGGGGUUUCGACGGCAGUAACAUCAAGCUCAACAGCGUGGCCUUCUGUCCAUCUGCGCGCUUCCUGGACGAGUUGCAAGGCAGCGAUGGUGACCCUGGGAAUCGCUUCGCGUAUGAUGAAAGCUGUCGGCAGCCUCAGUUUGACUUUGGCGCGAUGGCCAUGGGCAACGACAACAGCAUCCACGACGACAUGAUAGGUGCGGGGCAGUUUGAGCUGCUUGAACAGCAGCACCAGCACCAGCACCAGCACCAGCACCAGCACCAGCACCAGCACCAGCAGCACCAGCACCAGCACCAGCAGCGCCUGCAACACCAACUCGACGGUCAGUACCAGCAACAUGAGUUUCAGAGGUUCGGGAGAUUUGGCGCCGCCGCAGACCCCACUGUCGUGCAAGAACGGACCCACCACCACCAGCAGGAGCAGGAGGAGGACUUCCCAGUCGACGGAUGGGUGGGCAUGCCGUUGGACGUGCUUUUGCUGCACGGCGAUUCCGGUGAUGGCGGCAGCGUCGCCGACGGCGACGGGGCCUGUGUGAAUAUCGAUCUCGAGGUCGAUACGGUCAACGGCUUCGGCUUGCUGUAAGUUUCGUGGCAUCACUUCCUGGAUGGAUGGGGAUAUCCAAUGGAAUCGGAUCUUACGGCCCCAGCCACGGUGAACGGUAUUGGUGCUCGUUAGACAGUAUUGGUGCUUGGAAAGACAAUAUUGGUACUUGGAAGACAGUAUUGGUGCUUGAAAGACAGUGUUGGUCCUUGUCAAUAGGCGCACAAGUUUCGGGUAAGGAAGUUCACAUGAGUAGCNGGGGGGGGGGGGGGGGGGGGGGGGGGGGGGGGGGGGGGGGGGGGGGGGGGGGGGGGUCACGCUUUGUUUGUUUGUGCGACUCAGUCGUGUGGUGAAGUGCUGUGGCGUGGUUUGUUUUCGGGGACAGUGCUUGUGGUGUUGUUGUGGUGGGUGUGCAUGCCCUUUGUUCUACGGGUGAGGUGGUGGCGUUUUUUGCGCCGGUUUUUGGUGCAUUGAAGACGGCUUGGAAUCACCACGUCGCCCGUUGAAAGAACAAACUGGCUGCCCUUGUUGACGUUUUUGAUGGUGUACGUGCGCACCCCCAGGAAUCCCGGUGUUGUUUCCCAAAGGUUGUUUCGUACAACGUUUUUUUUCGCGAUUUCACAACUCGUCGGUGUUUAUGCUAUUUUCUAUGAUCUAGUCUAUCUUUCAAUAUUUUUUUCUUUUUGAUGUUCGGUGAUCCCGCGGUCGCUGGUGUUGGAAUUCUUUUGCUUUGGCUGAGGUAGUUUCCAUGUCACAAAAAUGUGCUAAUCUCUCCGUGUUGUUCACACCGUUUACUUUGCUUUCCUGCGUUUGUGACCGCCCCUCAGGUGGUUCUCUAGAUUUUCUGUUCUUGUGCGUGCCAUACAGUAUGUAUGUCUUUGCAUGGACCGUUUUAUUUUGGUGUUGGACAAACAUCCUAUCAGGUUUCCAUUUGUCGUCGUGCUCAUAGUGGUUCUCGGCGUGUAUUUUUGUUCUUUCGGCUUGUAUUCGAAACACAUCUAUCUGUCUUGCGGGAAACGCAUGCCUCUUGCCUCAGGCGUUAAGCUUUGCCAAUUGCGAUCCGUGGUUUUAGUUUAGUCUUGAGUAGUCUGGUUAAGUACUGGGCUCUAACGUUUGUCGUCCGGGGAGCCCGGGGUAUAUUGGUUGUUGAAUCGCACAACGGCGUUAAGUUGCAGCAUCACCGACGUCGGAUUGUCGAUUGAUCGUGAGCAGAUCUUGGCUUAUUGCGCGUGUCAUUAAACUUUGGAUAGUCCCCCAUAUUGUGAUGACGCCGUCUGCGAGACGGAGCCCCGGUGCUUGCGUGUGUUGUGUGUUGUGUUUUCGUCCUAUUUACUAUGGCGACAGUCCCCCCAUUUUUCGUGGUGAGACGUGUACUACACUUUUCAGCGUCUGUAGAUUGCUACACUUUUCAGUGUAUUUUUUCGUACUACAACCAUCCAGGGUCACACAGGAAGGGGUAAACACCAGGGCUUUUUUCUUCUUUUUAUUUCUUUUCAUGCCCCACCUUCCGCCUGCGGUGCGUGCUGAUUUUUGUUUAUCGCGAGAAGGGUCCAGCCGUCCCUUUCCCUCGUUUACGGUGCUAACGUCGAAGGUUGUCACUCACGAGAGCAUUUCAGCUAUAUUUCGCGUUCACCCGCACAAUUCGUAAAAUUUUCAUCCCGUAGGGAUUCGAACCCACGACCUCUGCGACUAUCGGUUUACGAAGAUACCACAAGACCACCGGGGCCACCGGCACUGGUGCGUGCGUGUAUGAAAUGUCAGAGUUACGCCUUUGCUAGUAGUAGUAUGUUCGACCUGUUGUGCUUCAAACCGUCCAUGAUGUGCUGAAUAUUGUUGGUCUGGGUGCGCUUGGAUACGUCCUGCCACCACACACACACCCCUCCCGUCGUUGAUAAAGCAGUUGUCCAAUACAAGUGGGAACUCUAGGGGGGGUGUCAGGGAGUAACGGAGUUUUGUUGAGUUGGCGACUAACGCUUUUGGCCUUUUGAUCUAGUCGAGUCUGGUUUCGUUACCCACCGCAGACAACACUACGAGUUUUUUACUUUUUUGCUCCAGUGGGUCACUGUCGGGCACGUGUGAUGGUGUUUUUAUUUAUUUGUUUGGUACAGCAGGUGGUGUUUCUGUUUUUCGGUGCGUUGCGUGCUCUCAUUAGCGUUUCGUUCAAGACGAAAAAAUUCACGUCGUAGGAGGUGGAUGGAUUCGCGGGGUGUGUAGUUACGCAGGUUUAUAUGCACAGGCGCGCAUGCAUGAGAUGUGUUUUGUGUGAUGGUGCUUGUGGGGUAAGGUUAAUGCAUGUACCAUGAAGUAGGCGAAAGUACGAUCAAGGCUGAGAGUGUUCGCGACGACGGGUGACCCCGCACUUGCAAGGAGUGGGGUUUGGGUCUUUAGAACGGCGGGCAGGCAUGUCUACAUUUACCUGCAGACGAAGGAGGGCACCGAAGGCAUACACCAUGUUGCCCGGCACCUCAGACAAGGGGAGGUCGCUUGCUGGUCAGAAGCGGCGCGGCGGGGGAUGUAGGUUGAUGGUGUGUCCAGUAUCGCACCGACCGUUCGAGAAAAGAGCCCUCGGACACAUGUGUGUGUCCCGUUCUGUGGCACAGUAGAGCCUAUUUUUUUGGCACGAGGUUCGUUUUUGGUCUAUCGUCUUUUUUAGGGUGAGAUUCUUCAUUGGGCGUACCGGUUGCUAGUCUUCUUUGUAGACUAUGCAUGUUCGAACCCGCCUUACUCAUUAACGGUGCGGCAAAACUAAACGGUAAGUUGCGGUGUGCAGCAGGCGGUGUGGCAGAAUGUGGGACGAAUGACGUGAGAUGACCUCCUCUUUCGCGUGGUCGGAGAGGUGUUGCUCAGUGGCUUGCGACGUGUUUGUGGGAGUGUUCGGCGUCUUGAUUUGCCGCGUUUUGGAGUGGCCUCGUGGUGGUGCGCGUGGGAGAAGUGCUGCUGCUGCUGCUGCCUAUGACGGAGAGCAUCAUCAAACGAUAGACUUGCGUGGUUGAUUCUGUGUUUAUUGUUGUGUUUCAGUGUUGGUUGACAUUAACAAAGAAAAUACUUUCUCGCACGCCCCCGGAUGGUACGAGAGGGAGGAGUGGACGCGGUCGAGGAAAAUCACGACAAUAAUAUGUAACGUCAAACAGAAUUUCCUCAGCUUGGUUCAGAGUCGAGCUGGUUAUUUUCAGACUAAAUUUUAUGGGAAAUGGACACAAGUGGGUACCAUUCUCGGAAAAAAAUGGGUACUCGAAAAUCCAGCGCGCGCGCACUCCAUAUGCGGCCCCCAAACGACUCAAAACCCCAUUCUGACACCUGGGCGACACAGACAGCCAGGGACCAUGCACAGCACGGGCAUCGAGGUUUUCCCACUUUCAGGCACACCUUCGGCCCUGAUACCGCCGACGCGCGCAAGGCCUCACUCACCAGAGUGCCCACUUCUGUCCGAUAUCGCAGUGGGUAUAUAUACCCACCGGCGUUAACUAUUUUUUCAUGUACGUACCCACUAAUGUCUCCAUUUUGACCCACUUUUUUGUCCGAAUUGUACCCACAUUUGUCCACUUACGGACGGCGGAAAUCGAGCGGAAAUCGACCUCCACGUCACCGCGCGGCAGAACAUCGAAUAGCCUCGGAGCGUCUCAGAACCUCCCAACACCGUAUCCAUGGCAUCUUUCGUAUCCAUGACUGCCGACUGCGGACCGACCGCGGAGGAACAUGUCAGACGCAUGCCAGGCCCCUUGGGUACCGGCACGGGAGGAUACCAGGCACGACGGGAAGAUGCCAGCGGCAAGACCGGCAAGCAGCGCACUAACGCGGCAAACGCCACAAACAAAUGCGUUACACACAACGGACAACAAAACCAACGGGUCGCGCAUACAGAACAAAAAGACGCGCAUACAGCAACAACACGCAUAUUUGUUGUGCGGUAUGCCAAUAUGGGAAUAUGCGGCCUACAGCAGUAUAGGCCCACAUUCGAUUCCUCCUGCACCUAAACUACUAGCUUGUGCUUGGAAGUUCUUCGUAUGCAUGCAAAGUAUGAAACUAUGUGUAUGCCAACUCUGAUGGUACUCCGGAGUACGCAAUGUGCGGCCUAUUUCUUCCUUAUCCCGCCAUCCAUAACGCAGCAGCGAACGAACGUAGCGUAGCGAACGGUAUCCUUUUCGGUCUCUUGUUCGGUUAGGUUUUUAGGGGAUAUCAAGCCGGAUUUUCACGUCGUAUAUACAGCAGUAUGAAUGUUGUGCAUAUGAAUAUCCUAUUAAUAUGACGUUACGUUGCAAACUGCAUCAACGUGCUACUGCUGCCGUGACAAGUCGGUGUGCACUCGUCGUAGUGGUGGUUGGUGUUUUUGUGUGUGUGUGUUGUUGCUUGCGCGUCUUUUGUUCUGUAUGCGCGACCCGUUGGUUUUGUUGUCCGUUGUGUGUAACGCAUUUGUUUGUGGCGUUUGCCGUUAGUGCGCUGCUUGCCGGUCUUGCCGCUGGCAUCUUCCCGUCGUGCCUGGUAUCCUCCCGUGCCGGUACCCAAGGGGCCUGGCAUGCGUCUGACAUGUUCCUCCGCGGUCGGUCCGCAGUCGGCAGUCAUGGAUACGAAAGAUGCCAUGGAUACGGUGUUGGGAGGUUCUGAGACGCUCCGAGGCUAUUCGAUGUUCUGCCGCGCGGUGACGUGGAGGUCGAUUUCCGCUCGAUUUCCGCCGUCCG
Molecule: messenger RNA, 6068 nt
Organism: Ectocarpus sp. CCAP 1310/34
Lineage: Eukaryota; Phaeophyceae; Ectocarpales; Ectocarpaceae
Source: the annotation of a GenBank genome assembly